Sorex araneus (European shrew) is the source of this 9199-nucleotide messenger RNA. RefSeq names its product Rho GTPase activating protein 31 (gene ARHGAP31). The record is from RefSeq and is a predicted model, not a curated record. Lineage: Eukaryota; Metazoa; Chordata; Mammalia; Eulipotyphla; Soricidae. Bases 398 to 4720 code for a protein of 1440 amino acids. Gene Ontology annotation, biological process: small GTPase-mediated signal transduction. Gene Ontology annotation, molecular function: GTPase activator activity. The transcript is spliced from 12 exons.
GCAGGAAAAAGGCCGGCGCGGGGCGGGCGGCCCCGACAGGAUGCGGCGCUGCCGGCCCCCCAGCGCUGAGGGUAAGCAGCCGCGCGGGCGCAGCGCACAGCGAGCCACGGCCGCCCCCCGGGGCUGACUGCGCGCCCCGGAGACUCCCCGACGCGCCGCGGGAGCCCCGCGAAGUGCCGGCGACCGCGACGACGACGUGACACCGCCCGGCCGGCCGCCGCGGCCCUGGCCCCGCGCGCCGUGGCCCCGCGCACCCGGGACCCCAGCCCUGGGGGACGCCCAUGCGGCCCCCCCGCGCCGCUCAGCAGCCCGCGAGCUGAGCCGGGACCCCGUCGCCGGCGCCGUGCCAAGCAGAGGGGAGGGCGAGGCGGAGGGGCCACCUCUCGGGGACUAACUCAUGAAGAACAAGGGUGCCAAGCAGAAGCUGAAACGUAAGGGAGCCGCCAGCGCCUUUGGCUGUGACCUGAGCGAAUAUCUGGAAAGCUCCGGACAGGAUGUUCCAUAUGUACUGAAGAGCUGCGCAGAAUUUAUUGAGACUCAUGGCAUUGUGGAUGGAAUUUAUCGGCUUUCAGGAGUCACCUCAAACAUACAACGACUAAGGCAAGAGUUUGGCUCAGAUCAAUGUCCAGAUCUGACAAGAGAAGUGUACCUCCAGGACAUCCACUGUGUGGGUUCUCUCUGCAAGCUCUACUUUAGGGAGCUGCCCAACCCCCUCCUGACCUAUGAGCUCUAUGAGAAAUUCACGGAGGCCGUGUCACAUUGCCCAGAGGAAGGCCAACUGGCCAGAAUCCAGAAUGUUAUCCAGAAGCUUCCCCCGUCCCAUUACAGGACCUUGGAAUACCUGAUUCGACACCUGGCCCACAUCGCCUCCUUCAGCAGCAAGACCAACAUGCACGCACGGAACCUGGCACUGGUGUGGGCACCAAACCUCCUCAGAUCCAAAGAGAUCGAAGCCACUGGCUGCAGUGGAGACGCAGCCUUCCUUGCUGUCCGGGUCCAGCAGGUGGUGAUCGAGUUCAUAUUGAAUCAUGUGGAGCAGAUCUUCAACGGUGGCGCCCCUGCGUCUCUGGGGAAUGACGAAAACCGGCCCAUCAUGAAGAGCCUGACCCUGCCCGCCCUCUCCCUGCCCAUGAAGCUGGUGAGCCUGGAGGAGGCGCAGGCCCGGAGCCUGGCGACCAACCACCCCGCCCGGAAGGAGAGGAGGGAGAACAGCCUGCCCGAGAUUGUUCCUCCCGCGGGAACGCUCUUCCACACCGUCCUGGAGUUGCCAGACAACAAAAGAAAGCUUUCCAGCAAAUCAAAGAAGUGGAAAUCAAUAUUUAACCUGGGACGUUCUGGAGGAUCAGACUCCAAAUCCAAGUUGAGCAGAAAUGGGAGUGUAUUUGUCAGAGGACAGAGACUCGCAGCGGAGAAGGCUACGAUCCGACCUGCUAAGAGUAUGGACUCGCUGUGCUCUGUUCCCAUGGAAGGGAAAGAAACUAAAGGAAAUUUCAACCGCACGGUCACCACUGGUGGAUUUUUCAUCCCAGCCACAAAAACACACUCCACUAGCACCGGAAGCUCCUGCGACCUCAGCAAGCAGGAGGGCGACUGGGGUCAGGAGGGGCUGCCUGCAGGGGCAGAGGGGGGCUUUGACGUGAGCAGCGACCGCAGCCAACUCCAGGGCACGCAGGUCCGCCCCCCGCCCGAGCAGCUGAAAGUUUUCCGACCCAUCGAGGAUCCCGAGAUUGAGCAAACAGCUCCGAAGAUGCUCGGGAUGUUCUACACGUCCAGCGACAGCCCCGGCAAGUCUGUGUUCAGCAGCAGCCUCUUCCAGGUGGAGCCCUCGCCCCGGCACCAGCGCAAGGCCCUGAACAUCUCCGAGCCCUUCGCCGUGUCCGUGCCGCUCCGCGUGUCCGCUGUCAUCAGCACCAACAGCACCCCGUGCAGAACGCCCCCAAAGGAGCUGCAGUCUCUGUCCAGCCUGGAGGAGUUUUCUUUCCAGGGCUCAGAGAGUGGAGGUUGGCCUGAAGAGGAGAGGUCACUGGGAUCUGAGAAUGCAGCAGCUGCUGUGCCAAAGAAGGCAACUCCCGAGGAAGCUAAGCCAAUAUCAGAGGCCGCGAAGACAGUGGAGAGCAGCAAAAGUAUUUCCCUGGAGCUGAGCCCCCAACAAGAGGAAAAGAAAACUUCAGAAAUCUGCCAGGGCUCUCACCAUCCAUGUGAAUCAGAGAAGAAGCUGGACCUGGAGAAGGUGGAGGCGGGAGGAGAGGCAGCCCAGGAGUCGGCUGUGCUGCAGGAGGGCCCCGAGAAAGCUGGAGCGAGAUUUCUGCAUGAGACGGAUGAAGAUGAUCUGGCUAACGUCCUGAUUUGGCCCGAGAUUCAACAGGAGCUGAAAAUCAUUGAAUCUGAGGAGGAGCUCUCCUCCCUGCCACAGCCCAUUCUGCAGACCCACCCACCCCAGCCAGUUCUUGGGGCCUGUUCUAGCCCGGUGGCUUCGCCCAAACCGGAGAGUUCGGCCUAUGGCUCCACCCCAGCCCCAGUCUCCGCCCCUUUGGAGAAUGGGACCAAUCAGAACACACAGGAAGCUUCAACAGCAGCCAAUAGAGAAGAGCUUGAGAUGAAGGGCGACGCCCCUGGGUCUGAAGCCGAGCCGGGCUUGCGCCCGGAUCCCACUAGUCUUCGUCCUCUAGAGCUGGUGUCCUUUGAGCUGACUUCUCCACAAGUCAGGGCAGAGGAGCGAGACCCAGGGAACCUGUCUCCUCUGCUGCCACCUGCUGCCCCUCCUCCAACGCCCCUGGAGGAGGUGCCUCGCGUCGAGCUGUCCAAGGACAGCCCACAGAGAGAAAACGCUUCCACGAUUGUGAGGCCAGAUCCACAUAAGGGCCAGGCCACGUCCGAAGGCAGUCCCGAGCACCCCGAUCUUUGUCCAGCAGAAAGUGAACAGCAAAGUUCAAAGGAUGGCGUUCCCGAAGGAAAAGGCUCCAGCUCUUCGAACGAAAUGAGGGAGGCCGAAAUCUCUUCCCAGGGAGAGGGGGAUGUCGCCCCUUCAGUCCAGGAGCCCUCAGACUGUGACGAAGACGAUGCUGUGACCGAUGUGGCCCAGCAUGGCCUGGAGAUGGUGGAGCCGUGGGAGGAGCCCCAGUGGGUGACAAGUCCCCUUCACUCCCCCACGUUAAAAGAAGUGAAGGAAAUCCAGCUGCAGGGCCCUCUGGCUCACCGAUUGGAGAAAAGGCUUUCCCACAGGCCCAGUCUUCGCCAGAGCCAUUCUCUAGAUAGCAAGACCAUGGUGACAAGCCACUGGACUCUUGAAGGUCCGGCCUUCAGCAGCUGUGCUAAUCUUGAAGCAGAGAGGAAUUCUGACCCUCUGCAGCUCUUAAAGCCCAGGAAAGAGAGUACUGCAUGGGAUGAGAUGAUCUUGAGGUCGUUCAGCGAGUUCUCUGUUCUGAAAGGAAUGCAGGCCCUCCCUAGCCAGAAAGGACCAGGUGAUUUGCAGCCCACAGCAGCAGGAACCAGUCCUGUAGGCCUAGCAGAGGGAAAGGAACUGGAAGUACACCCGGGGCACAGCAACCCUCAAACUGAGCAAGGUAGUGGUCCUGGGCCAGAUAGCAGCCGGGAGAGCUCACCGAGUGUUCAGAACAGCACAGCCCCCAGAGAACAUCCCCUCAAGUUACAGCCGAAGACCACCGAGUGUGGGCCUCCCAAAGGGAAAAAUAGGCCUUCUUCCCUCAACUUAGACUCUGCCGUCCCCAUCACUGACCUCUUCCGGUUUGAAAAUGUGGCCUCCUUUGCUUCACCUGGAAUGCAGCACUCUGAGCUAGGGGGCCCAAAAGGUGCAUGGAUGACCUCCUCUAACUGUCAAGGAGACCCCUGGAAAGUUUACUCCCAGGACCCUCAAGAUCUGGACAUUGUUGCUCAUGCCCUGACAGGCCGCCGUAACUCGGCUCCUGUGAGUGUGUCAGCCGUGAGAACCUCCUUUAUGGUCAAAAUGUGCCAGGCCAAGGCAGUGCCAGUCAUUCCACCUAAGAUUCAGUACACACAGAUACCACAGCCCUUACCCUCACAGAGUGCAGGAGAGAACGGGGCUCAGCCUCUGGAGAGGAGCCAAGAGGAAGCCAGCUCAGCUGGGGGCCCUUCUCAGAAACCUCCUCAAGAUGAUGCUCGGUCCUCCCUGGAAAGCCCUAAGGAAGACAAGCCAAAGCAAGAUAAGGGAACCAAUGAGCCAUUGCCAGCAGAUGCCCCAGCAUCCCGAGUGUGUGAAGGACCCAGCCUUUCCCCAGAGCCAGGCUCAGCUCACCUGCUCUCCACCCAGGAUACUGUUGUGCAAUGCAGAAAGCGCACCUCAGAGACAGAGUCACUUGGGGACAACCUUCUUUCUUCAAAAAUGGAACGACCAGCAGGGAGUUCUAAGCCUUUCCACAGGUCAAGGCCAGGGAGACCUCAGAGCCUCAUUUUAUUCAGUCCUCCUUUCCCCAUUAUGGACCACCCGCCCACCUCUUCCGCAAUGACAGAUUCCAAGGUUCUGCUGUCCCCAAUCAGAAGUCCAACCCAGGCCAUUUCCCCUGGCCUUCUUUGUGGGGAGUUGGCAGAAAACACAUGGGUCACAGCAGAAGGCGUUACACUUAGGAAUAAAAUGACCAUCCCUAAGAAUGGCCAGAGACUGGAGACCUCAACCAGCUGUUUUUACCAGCCCCAGCGGAGAUCAGUGAUUCUGGAUGGAAGAAGUGGACGGCAGAUAGAAUGAUACCAGUUCACCUGCUGUAUUUGAAAAAAUGCCAUGAUUCAUCUGGAAGCUCUCAAGGGCUAAGUUAACACAAUUCCAGCCACAGGUUAUUCAAGUUUAGGCUUAUUUUGACCUCUACCCUGUCUUCAACUUUUAGCCCUUUAUUAAUUGUCCAUUUGCCAUAAGGAGGCCAAGGGAAGGACCAAGAGAUGGAAUUCAGAUAUGAACAGGCAGGAGGUCAGUUAGGGGAAGAGGAUGACAUACGUGAGAUAUCGGGCUUGUUUGUGAGUUGCAUUAACUCCCCCUUCUACCAUAAUCUUUAACUUUUGAGAGUGGCUGGUAUUUUCGAAAAAAAAAAAAAAAGUCCCCUUUUCCUGUGUUGCUCUUGAGCCUCCCAUUUUACUACAUGCUUUUUAACACUCUUCAAAGCAUGUAUUCUUUUAGACCCAUUUUCUGACUAGCUUUAUAAGCGUACUAUACUAUCCAGAGUAGAAACAGAUUUGGAAAUGCAAACUAACACACAUUCAGCUAGCUUAGUGGGUGCAUUUAACCCAUGCUCAUUUCCUGAAUACCCCCACACCUGGUCCGGAUAGUGCCACAUACCAGCAGAGAAAAUCAGGAUCUUUAUUCAGGAGCCAACUUUGAGGUGCCCAAAAGCUCCAGAAGAUUUCUGGUCCUGGCUUUUAUCACUUUGAUACUCCAUCCUCCACCUCUCCUGAUCUGUGACUUAUAACUCCAGUAGCUGAGCAGCAGGGUGGUGGCUGAGCCGGAGAAGGAUGUUUGAGAUGUGUUGCAUGGAGGGUGACAUGAUCUGUUCAGAGUCCAUGAACAGGAUGUCACUGCAGAGAAAAUGACAGUCCUCACACACGGACUGUACUCCAUAUUUCAUGAGUUUAAGUUGUGGGGCAUUAGCAGCAAACACCCUCAUUCAGCUUCAUUCUCCUUCCAAAUUAUGCUGGCACCAGUGGCACAAGAGCGGGUAAGGGAGGAGCCUUAGUAAGGGCGAUCAGGAUGGGUAGAGUGGCCCUUCUUGAAGAUGUGUUUCACUUCUGCCAGUGAUUGCCUUCCAGUCUCCUAACACUGCCAAAGAGUGUUAGGAGAGACCGUCUUGAUUCCAGAAUCUCCUUCACCCACCACCCACUCCGGGCACUCAAACUUGCCCUGCUCCUAUUUCUGUGCUAACAGAAGCAAUAAACAGUCUGAUUGUGUUUUAGUUAUUUAGAAUUUUGGGUGUUCUCUCCUUUUUUUUUCCCAGUUCAAGAGGGGAAAGAAUUCUUAUGACCUGCUGGCAGAUUUUUGGUGCUCCCCAAAUUAGCCUUCUUGGGAACUCUUUUCAAAGCAAAACCCUCAAGAUAUCCCUUUUAGAUCUUGCAAGUUAACUGACUUGAGAAAUAAAGAAAACUAGGACCUAUAUUUAGCCUUUUUCUUGGGUUCAAGUUGACUGAGUUCUCUCUAGAAGCUCCAUCGUUGUAGGUGUUUCUCUAAAGGCGAGUUGUGCUUUUGGGCAGCCCGCAUCUAACCAAGGCUGGUGCAGGGCCAGGUGAGGCUAAAGCUGAUGCCCUACAACAGACGCCUAGUCCUCCAUCCUUUUUCCCCUGAUAGUUUUGACAUCUAAUUCCUGACCUUUUUCAGUUUAUGGCAGAAAUCACUGCAGGCCAGCUGAUGGGUUCUGCCUACACAGAGGAUCCUGAGUGAGCAAGAGGCGGGUGGGUGAGGAGGAACAGGGAGACUGUUAUUAGGCCUUUGAUCAGUAAUUCUGCAUUCUCAUCAGAUAAGCAAGACUUUGGACCAACCACCAAUAAGAUGUCAGCCCUAGGGGGCUGGAGCGAUAGCACAGCGGGUAGGAUGUUUGCCUUACAGCAGCCGACCCAGGUUCAAGACCCAGCAUCCCAUUAUGGUCCCCUGAGCACUGGCAGGAGUAAUUCCUGAGUGCAGAGCCAGCAGUAACCCCUGUGCACGCCAGGUGUGACCCAAAAAGAAAAAAAAAAAAAUGCCAGUCCUAUGACAAGUGCUAGGGUUAUAGGCAUUUUCCCCACCAGGCAAACAAGGUAAAGAAAUCUAGUGGCGACAGAUGAGAAAAGCCAUGGUCAGAGAAUUUGAGAUGUACAUUCCUGCCUUAUCAGAAAAUGUGGGCAGAUAUGCUUCGUGUCAAUCUCCAUGCAUGUGGUGUCUGUGUUUGACAGAGACCAUGUUCCAGUUAGAAUAUGAGAGGAAAGAACUGCACUUUGCUUCACAACUCAGAACCAAGUAAUGAAAGAUUUAAACUACUUUAUGGUAUUUUAAAAGUUUUGCUGGUGAGUCUUGUGGGAUGUAUUUUCAUUUGGGCAAUAGGCUUAGAAGCUACCAAUAACAUAUCAACAAAUGAAUUCAGUUCUGAGUUGAGGCACCUAUACUGAUUUGUUAACUGGCGGCCAUCAUUUUUAGUCUGACAUCUUUCAUUUGUUGCAGUGUCUGUAGGAGCAUGGGAAUGUGCCUGUCAUGAGACACAAUGACAAUUGUUUGGUCAUGCUCCCUACCGGGAGCUUUCCUAGCCAAUCCAGGCCUUGAAGCUGAUUCACCUCAGUCUAUGUCCCACUGCUGCAGUGUGGGCCUCUCAUAGACCCUGUCAACGAUCAGUUGUCACAAACACCUUAAACUUCCUGUGGGAUGUGGUUAGCCUGAUGCUGAUAAAAUGCCAUCGAAGAAAACAUUUCCAUAUAGAAAUUGGACCCCCAGAUAUUGUGAGAUUACCUAUUGGGUCACCCACUUGAAACUGAAAAAUUAAGGCUGAGAAUUGGCUACAUGGGAAUCAUGUUUACAUAGUGGGGGUAGGGGGGUAGAGCAUUUGUGCCAUUUUUAGGAGGAUCUACCCAGCCCUCAAAGGACUCUUCAGAGCAACUAUCACUUCUUAAAAUGGGAAUGGCUGAUUUUAAAUGUUAAAUUUGAAUUCAAAUGCUUGAUGUUCCAACGUCUUUCUGUAUUGAUGGUUGCUUAAGAAGAUAACCUAUAAUGUACAAAAUGACCCUCCAGACAACUUAUUUCGUCAAGAUGCAGUAGAUGGAGGGAAUUUCAUUUUUACCCUGUUUCACAUAGAACAUGAAGAGAGAUCUUAUCAAGAACCCUAUUGAUAUCGUUCUAAGCAUUAAAAUUCAAGAUUGUUAAAGUCAAAAUGUUGGAGUCUGGGGAAAUCAAAAGUGGGAAUAUCAUCAUCCCUACCAAAUGUUUAUCAGCAUCCUAGCACUAGUCCUCUAGGUAGCUCACUCCUCUCUUACUCCUAAGAGACUGAUUGAUGAGAAAGGAGAGAGGAUGGACAAUAUUGUGAACAGGCCAUAAACCAGGAGCCAGAUUUAGAAGCACUAAGGUAGCAAAUAAAGUUAGAGAUGUGAAGCAAAGACUGACUUUUAAGAGCAUCAUUAUUACUGUUCAGAAAAAGCUGCUGGUUCUAAUCAACUUAAAUACUACUAUAACUCCAGUAGAAGGUACCAGGGAGAAGUUCCUUCAUCAUUAAAAAUUGGCAACUAAGAUUAUAUAGUUCUGAGUGUGGUUUCAACUGGAUUAGUUGUGAAGUUGUGGGAUUUCUGUAAAGGAGCCAGGCAGUAUGAGUAUUCCUGUGGAGACAGAGGGUUAGAGACUUCCAUCAUUACAUGGAUCAACUCUGGCAAUGCCACAGGUCACAGGUUCCUGCCCCCCAAUCCGCAAUUUUUUUUUACUCUCGAGUCUGGUGUUAUAUAGCACAUGAGAAUUUGAACAAAAUUGGGUCGACAGUCAUUGUUCUCCACAGGCCUUGUGUUUCUGCCUGUGAGGGUCAUGGGGAACAUAAAACUUGUUUUGCUAGUACUGAAAUAAGGUUCACAGUAGGUCGUUUCCAGCAGAAAUGAUUAAUGAAGGCCACACCCAUAUCUUAUCUGAUAACACCAUUCAUCUUGGGGCUAAGUGUUGCCAAGAGUACAACACUGGACGCUUUCAACAGGAAGGUCGGCUCAAAAUGUGGAAUGAUAAAGUGUGCGUCUUUAUAUCUUUUUCAAGGCCAGAGAGAGUGACCACCUUUUCAGACAUGGAGGGUCAGGGAAAUAUUUAAGGUGAUAGCUGAGAUCGCUUAGUUCAGUUAGUAGAAAAUUGGACAUCAGAUAAAAUGAUUGGCGUACAGUAGGUAAUUUAGUAGCCCGAAGAUUCAAAAUCAAUGCAGGGAUCACUUCUCUGAGGAGAAAUGAUACAGCUACUUCCCUCUUUCAUCAGAAACCCAUGAAGUACAUAGCCAUGUGUUUUUCUGGAUAGAUCACGCUUUGUAAUAAUGCCACCAGACUUCCUGACUUAAAAUUUUGCAAGAAAAAGCACUUUUUCCAAGAAGUCUAUUAGAGAGCUACGUGGUUUCAGCUGUUUAAGCUCAACAAAUGUUUCCAAAGAUAUAAUCAAAAUGUUUUUCUAUUGACUAAAAUAUAUAUAUUAAACCUUUCAUGGAGACAAGUGUAAUUAAAAGAUUGUUAUGCUUUUAAAUGUAUUCUAAUAAAUGAUAUAAAAUAC